Salpingoeca rosetta is the source of this 363-nucleotide messenger RNA. RefSeq lists its product as uncharacterized. Lineage: Eukaryota; Choanoflagellata; Craspedida; Salpingoecidae. Gene Ontology annotation, cellular component: cytoplasm. The record is from RefSeq and is a predicted model, not a curated record. The transcript has 4 exons. Bases 1 to 363 code for a protein of 120 amino acids. Gene Ontology annotation, molecular function: NADH binding; NADPH binding; 6,7-dihydropteridine reductase activity. Gene Ontology annotation, biological process: tetrahydrobiopterin biosynthetic process; L-phenylalanine catabolic process.
AUGUUGUUUAUGGUGGUGGUGGUGGUGGUGGUGGUGAUGACGCGGAUCACGCUUGACACGCCCAUGAACCGCAAGUUCAUGAAGGACGCGGACACGUCCGCCUGGACCCCACUCGGCGCCGUCGCAAGCCUGUUCCACGGGUGGGUGACCGGGGAGCGCCCAGCGAGCGGCUCGCUUGCACAGAUCAUCACCAAGAACUCGGAAACAAGCGUCGUCCACAAACAACAACAACAACAACAACAACAACAGCAGCAACAACAACAACAACAACAACAACAACAACAACAACAACAACAACAACAACAACAACAACAACAACAACUACAACUACAUAACAACAACAACUACAUAACAACAACAUAA